Messenger RNA from Saccostrea cuccullata (small rock oyster), 1443 nucleotides. Its product is annotated as protein IMPACT homolog. Gene Ontology annotation, biological process: GCN2-mediated signaling; regulation of translational initiation. The transcript has a single exon. The coding region runs from base 1 to 1209 and encodes 402 amino acids. The record is from RefSeq and is a predicted model, not a curated record. NCBI's taxonomy places the organism in Eukaryota, Metazoa, Mollusca, Bivalvia, Ostreida, Ostreidae. Gene Ontology annotation, cellular component: cytoplasm.
AUGCCGUCAGACAGAAGAAAAACCGGGGCUACUUCUAAAAAACAGGUUGAGGAGUGCUCACAGAAGAAUGCAGGUAGUGAACCGUUAGAAGACCCAGCCGAUAAUGAGUCAAUUGUUACCACUAUUCAGGACAUUAAAUCAUCAGUGGAAACUAUUAGAAAUGAUUUGUCGGAGGGUGAUCAGAGUGUAAAUGCAAAAUUAAAAUAUGUUUCUGAACAAAGUGAGAGCAAUUAUGAAGAUAUAUCUUUGCUGCGUCAAGAAAACGCUCAAUUGCGGAGAGAACUGGAAUUACUACGAUCGGUUGUAAUCCGAAUGGACAGGAAAAUGUCCGUCAUCGAAAAUGAUGUUACGGAUCUUAGAUCAAGGUCAAUGCGGGAUAAUAUCCUCAUUCAUAAUUAUCCUUUCGAACCCAACGAAAACCUAACCACGUCCAUGCCAGCUACUUUUAAAGAACUUCUGGGGGUGGAUGUCAGCUUUGUAAGGAUUCAUAGGAAUGGGGUGCGUCCAGAAUAUAAUUCCGAUCGACCUGUAUCCAUUACCGCAAAGCUGACUGACCGUAGUAAAAUCAACACAAUUCUUAAUGCCCAAAAGCUAAAGAAAAUUGCUAAACAACCAUUGCCUUUCUUUAUUACAACGCAGCAACCUGCAUCUAUUGUUUCCGCUCGAAACAAGGUGUUUGAUACGGCAGAUAGUUUGCGCAGCCAAAACAUCACUGUUAAGAUUCAAAAGAAUCAGGUCAUCUUGCCCAACGGCUCCACAUAUAAAGAUGACGUACCAUUUCUCACAAAUGCAGAUGCUUUAUUGGUAACACCUGAAGAGACAGAACACCUAGACUCGGUUGAAAUAAAAAACUCGGACCCAAUCAAAAAGGACGGUUCGGAAUUUAUGGCUUUCGGUGCUCGAGUUAAAAAUGUGGAUGAUGUGAAGAAGAUGUACAGCAAAGUCCUAAUAGAUCCCUAUGCAGCAAGUGCUGAUAACCGAAUUUUGGUGUACAGAUUAUCUACAGAGAACGGUACCGUUCACGAAAAUUAUCAUGACGAUUCAGAACACGGGGCUGGGCGUAAGAUGCUGCGCUACAUGAAAGAAAACAAUAUAAACAAUGCAGCUUUCGUUAUCACAAGGUGGAUGGGGGAUGCCCAUAUUGGACCCCAGAGAUUUUCAAUUAUGGAACAAGUGAUUAAUGAAGUCGCCAAUUCUUUAGAAAUGUGACUUUUCAAACAGUUUAAGACUGACGGUAACUAUAAUAUCAGGUGACCUUUUUGAUCUUGUAAAUAUGUUCAUUUUUCAUAUAUAGGCCUAAGUACGAAUAUUAAUGCCGUUUUCCCUUCAAAUUCAAUACAACGAAAGUUUUUAUUAAGAAUAUUAUUUUUGUUUAAUAUAUAAAUGGGUAAAGCCGGAUUUAAAAGUAGUUUUCAACUUGGAAAAUAUAUUCAUACUUUUCCG